AUGGCAUCAUCAUCAUCAACAACACCACAAGAGAGCAAGAUUUUGAUCUUGAAAUCCUCUGAUGGAGAGGAAUUUGAGAUCGAAGAAUCCAUUGCCUCGAUUGCCAAGGGAUUUAAGAACAAGUUGAUAAAGGUUGUGCGAAAGAUAUUCAAUAUCACUAAUGAUUACAUCCCAGAGGAAGAAGUAGAGUCGAUUGCCGAGGGAAUUAAGAACAAGUCGAUAAAGGCUGUGCGAAAGAUAUUCAAUAGCACUAAUUAUUACAUCCCAAAGGAAGAAGCAGAGGUUCGUGAUGAACAUAAGUGGGCACAUGAAGAAGGAGAAAUCGAUGAGUCAAUUGAUUUGGUUUUAGAUUGA
Messenger RNA from Lycium barbarum (goji berry), 354 nucleotides. RefSeq names its product SKP1-like protein 14. The transcript has 3 exons. Gene Ontology annotation, biological process: ubiquitin-dependent protein catabolic process. The record is from RefSeq and is a predicted model, not a curated record. The coding region runs from base 1 to 354 and encodes 117 amino acids. Lineage: Eukaryota; Viridiplantae; Streptophyta; Magnoliopsida; Solanales; Solanaceae.